CGCGCCAGCGCCAGCGCCCGUGUGCGCAGACGCGGUCUCGCCCCUCUGCCGCAGUCCCUGUAGCCGUUGUUGCCGCCGCCGCUGCCGCCGCCGCCGUCGCCACCGCCUCCGGGCCGACGUUCCGAAAUAGAACGCGGCGUCGCCCACCCGUGGAGCUAGGUCCUCUCUCCUGUCCUCUCUAGGGGAAGAAGGUGAUGCUGAUGGGCCCCUUGCCGGGCGCCGAGUCAGUUCAGAAGCCGCUGCAGCUGUAUCGUUACCUACUGCGCUGCUGCCGCCAGCUACCGGCCAAGAACAUCCAGGAGCACUAUAAGCAUGCCAUCAGGCAGAGCUUCCGAGUCCAUGCAGAUGAGGACAACCCUGAGAGGAUCCAACAGAUCAUCCGAAGAGCGAUUGAAGAUGCUGACUGGGUCAUGAAGAAGUAUGAGAAACAAAACUAAGAAGCCAGCGAGGACUUGGGAGCCAAGAGAGCAGAGCCCUUGGCCAACGAUGGAGGCUCUGGGAUGCCGGCCUCGCUGGGACGAAUCAUCGAUGACACCUUUGCAUACCAAUGCGCCCGGCUGAGCUGAGCGCCGGGGCAGCAUCCAAGGGCCUGCCUUUGGUUUGGGCCACAUUGGCCAUGAGGGGUCAGUUUAGGGAGGGAGUUUUCAACUUCAUCCCUACAUUUGGUUGCCGAUAUUUGUCCAUUAUUUAUUCAUUGGCUCCACAAACAUUUAUCAACGAUCCAGUCAGAGACCAGGAAACAAGUAUUUAUUGAACCUGUCUUGUGUGCCUAGAGCGCUGUGCUAGGGAAAGAAGAAGAGAACCAGCUGUCUCUUGCCUUUUGUUCUAUCCCCAGGGCUUCUCACAGUGCCUGGCAUAAAGCAGACCCUUAAUAAAUGCUUGUUGACUGACUGACUGACUGACUGCCUGCCCGCCCGAUGUCAGACUUAGUGCUCUUUCCAUUGUAACGUUUGUAUGUGUGUGUCUGUGUGUUUUCUCCCUGAAGAAGCCAGGUUUUUUACCUCAUGCCCUCCCACCUGCAAGGAGGGGGAUCGAAGGAAGGAAAGAGAGAAAUUGACAUGGGCAGCAAGAGCUGAAGGAAAGAAGGAAAGAAAGGAAGAAGGAAGGACUUAGAAACAGCAUGAGUGCACCUGUUACUUCUGUCUUAUGUCAUGCCUAGCUUUUCCAAGCUCCUUUCUCAAUUGAGGUUCUCAUUUGAACCUCACAAUAGUCCUGUGAGCGAAGUGGGACAGUUCUCCCCAUUUAACAGAGGAGAAAAAUGGAACUUAGGUUGAACACUUGUUUGGGGAGUUUUUGAAUGAUUCUUUUAGUAAUUUUUUUCAUUUAUUUAUUUGUUCAUUCAUCCAUACCAUGUGACUUUAUUAAAUAGAGUCCAAGUGAAGUUGUACCUGAGUUAGGUUGGAUAUUAAAACAGAGUUAGUCCCGCCUUGUUUUAGGAAAACACUUACCCCUGAUCAGUGAACAUGGAGUUAGGAGAGAAUCCUUAACCUUCUCUGUGUGCUGGACCCUUUGGGCAGCAGGCUGGGGAAGCCCAUGGACCCUUUUCAGAAGAAUGUUUUUAAAUAGAUAAAAUAAAAGACAUGGGAUUAUAAAAGGAAAUCAAUUAUCCUGAAAUAGAGUUAUCAAAAUAUUUUUAAAAUCAAGUUAAUGGACUCCCAGGUUAAGUAUUCAUGACUUAGGAGGCUAUCAUCAAAUUAGAGAUACUAGGGUGCUGGGCGUUUGGUUUGGUUUUGUAUUUUUUUUGCAGGGGAGAUGGUGUACUAUGGAUUUCUAUUUCAUUAAAAUUAUUUUUUUUU
This is a messenger RNA of Dromiciops gliroides (monito del monte), 1796 nucleotides long. It is a transcript of the gene LYRM9, whose product is annotated as LYR motif containing 9. The transcript is spliced from 4 exons. Bases 195 to 437 code for a protein of 80 amino acids. The record is from RefSeq and is a predicted model, not a curated record. Lineage: Eukaryota; Metazoa; Chordata; Mammalia; Microbiotheria; Microbiotheriidae.